UUCGAAGCACGAGUUGAUGAAUCCGCCUCUCGAAUAUAUCCUCCUUCUGAAUAUAAGCCUACCGUCUGGCUCUCGCUAUCGUGUCUGAUUGCGCGGUGGAUUCGCAAUUCCGAGCAGCUUUUAAAACAAAUCAUUCAGACCGCAGCCAGACUUUGCCAGAGGUAAAGACCAGCAUAGAAGAGAGAAGAGGGUUGAGAGAAAGCGAUAGGCGCGUUCACACUGGGAUAACAGCUGGACUGGAUAUGCAAAUGUCUGCCAGGAAUGACCGCACUGAGCACCCACGAGCCUUCUCAUGUAUCUGAUCGAUAGGGGAUAUUAGGGCCAGCUGGCCAGAGCGGGCACAGUUAUAAACAACUCGAUGACUGCGCGGCUCACUCUAAGCAAGUUGAGGAACAGUGUGCAUCACAGACUGUCGAAACCAAGCGCCCACCGCGACGUUAAACAUAUUCAGCUGUCAAAUAGGCUACAAGUCUACUUUCGCAACAACAUGUCACUGUUUUGCCAGGACAGCGGUGUUUGAAUGACUCGGACAGGGAGGACAUACGUUGGCAGCCCUAAGGUUUUCGACAUGCCAGAGAAUGUUUCGUUCUCCAGGAACCGCACGGUUCUGGACACGCGGCCGGGGACGCGUCCCGCAUGGGCUAUCACGGUACUGGCCAGCGUGCUGAUCUUCACCACCGUGGUGGAUGUCUUGGGCAACUUGCUGGUUAUCAUUUCAGUGCUUAGGAACCGGAAACUUAGAAAUGCGGGGAACGUGUUUCUGGUGAGCCUGGCCUUUGCUGACCUGGUGGUGGCCUUCUACCCCUACCCCCUGGUGCUCUACGCCAUCUUCCAUGACGGCUGGUCGCUGGGAGAGACACAGUGCAAAGUCAGUGGAUUCCUGAUGGGCCUGAGCGUCAUCGGCUCCAUCUUCAACAUCACCGGCAUCGCCAUUAACCGCUACUGCUACAUCUGUCACAGCUUUGCUUAUGAUAAGCUCUACAGCUACCGCAACACCCUCCUACUCGUGGGGCUCAUCUGGCUCCUCACCAUCCUGGCCAUCAUACCAAACUUUUUCGUAGGCUCACUCCAGUACGACCCCAGGGUGUAUUCGUGUACCUUUGCUCAGGCCGUCAGUACAUCGUACACCAUCACUGUGGUGGUGAUUCAUUUCUUUGUGCCCAUCGCCGUGGUUACCUUCUGCUACCUGAGGAUCUGGAUCCUGGUUAUCCAGGUGAGGAGGAAGGUGAAGUCAGAGGUGAAGUCUCGACUCAAACCCAGCGACAUGCGCAACUUCAUCACCAUGUUUGUGGUGUUCGUGCUCUUCGCCAUCUGCUGGGCGCCGCUCAACUUCAUUGGGCUGGCCGUGGCCAUCGACCCGGAGACUGUGGCGCCACGGAUCCCCGAGUGGCUGUUCGUGGUCAGCUACUUCAUGGCGUACUUCAACAGUUGCCUUAACGCCAUCAUCUACGGCCUUCUCAACCAGAACUUCCGUAAGGAAUACAAACGGAUUAUCAUGGCCAUGUGGAUGCCUGGUCUGUUCUUCCAGGAGGCUUCACAGGGGGGUACAGAGGGCAUGAGGAGCAAGCACUCACCCAGACUGGGACUCAACAACAACGAUCACGUCAAAGGAGAGGCUUUGUGACGUUGACGCCAAGGUUCUCUACUCCUUUCCCAUGUGUUUUGUUUAUUUUUUCAGUCGUGGAGCCAUUUCUCUAUAUAUCUCACUGACUGCACAGUUGUGCUGUUACCAAAGCCUCAAUGAACUCUCGGAAUGGUGCGGAUUAAAGAGAGAGAGCGCGACAUACACAAGAAAAGAGAGAGGUGUUGACUGAUGAUAACUGACUCUGUUAUUCACAAUUCAAAGAGUGCCAUUCAUGAAGCAUAACGUAUACACUACAUUACCAAAGUAUGUGGACACCUGCUCAUCAAACAUCUCAAUCCAAAAUCAUGGGCAUUAAUAGAGAUUUGGUCUCACCUUUGCUGCUAUAACAGCCUCCACUCUGAUGGGAAAGCUUUCCACUAGAUGUUGGCACAUUGCUGCGGGGACUUGCUUCCAUUCAGCAACAAGAGCAUUAGUUAGGUCGGGCACUGAUGUCGGGCGAUUUGACCUGGUUCACAGUCGGAGUUCCAAUUAAUCCCCAAAAUGUUUGAUGGGGUUGAGGUGAAAACCAGUCCCAGAUCAUUAUUGUUCCUCCACCAAAGUUUACAGUUGGCACUAUGCAUUGGAGCAGGUAGUGCUCUCCUGACAUCUACCAAACCCAGAUUCCUCCGUUGGACUGCCAGAUGGUGAAGAGUAAUUCAUCACUCCAGCGAACUCGUUUCCACUGCUCCACAGUCCAAUGUCGGCAAGCUUUACACCACUCCAGCCGGUGCUUGGCAUUACGGAUUGGUAAUCUUAUGCUUGUGUGCUGCUGCUUGGCCAUGGAUGAACAGUUAAUGUGCUGACGUUGCUUGCAGAGGCAAGUUGGAACUGGGUAGUGAGUGUUACAACCGAGGACAGGCGAUUGUUCCACACUACGCUCUUCAGCACUCGGUAGUCCCGUUCUGUGAGCUUGCCUAUCACUUUGCGGCUGAGCCGUUGUUGCUCCUAGAUGUUUUCACUAAAACAGCACUAACAGUUGACCGGGGAAUCUCAAGCAAGGCAGAAAUUUGACUUGUUGGAAAGUUUGGCAUCCUAUGAUGGUGCCACGUUUAAAGUCACUAAGCUCUUCAGUAAAGCCAUUCUACUGCCAAUGUUUGUCUUUGGAGAUUGCAUUGCUGUGUGCUCGAUUUUAUUUGCCUGUCAGCCGAAUCCACUGAUUUGAAGGGGUGUCCACAUACAUUAUAUAUACAAAAGUAUGUUCUAACUUAUUAUGUAUCAUACUCUUAUGUACACCUCAGGCUGUCUGCCUGUUCUCUGCUGCUGUAACAAUAUGCAUUUUAAAGUGGAAGCUCAAAUUAUUAUUACAUUUUUUUUACACCAUUACAUCCAUUGCAUUUUUA
Oncorhynchus keta (chum salmon) is the source of this 2964-nucleotide messenger RNA. Its product is annotated as melatonin receptor type 1B-B-like. The record is from RefSeq and is a predicted model, not a curated record. Gene Ontology annotation, biological process: G protein-coupled receptor signaling pathway. Lineage: Eukaryota; Metazoa; Chordata; Actinopteri; Salmoniformes; Salmonidae. Bases 521 to 1624 code for a protein of 367 amino acids. Gene Ontology annotation, cellular component: membrane. Gene Ontology annotation, molecular function: melatonin receptor activity. The transcript has 3 exons.